CCGGAAGUUCUAUUUCACGUCUCUCCGGCAAACGGCUGAGCGGCUCGAUGUCAAAGUAACGUCAGCGGGGGACAUGCUGCCGACUUACACAGUCUUAGUUACUGUCUUGGAUGUUCACCUACCCGGGAUCUCUCCGCUCCAGUGUACUAAAUAAUGGAAACCCCGAAUGACAGAGGACUUGGAGCACCCAACAGUGAAGUAUAGCAGCUGCUACCUGCCUGCCAGUUGAGAUGUCCAUGUGCUCCAAAAGAAGCUGUUAGCACCUAAAUAACUGGGUUAAACGCAGUAUGAGUGAUUUAACAGAGUUUGAAAGAUGCCAAAUAGUUGCUGCACGACUAUCGGGUGCAUCCGUCACAAAAACUGCACAGCUGUUCAAUGUGGCGAGGGGAACGGUCUCCAGAGUCAUGACUGUGUACAUCAAGCAUGGACGAACGGCAUCAGCAAAGAAGAACAGCGGGCGCAAGUCAAAGCUCACUGAAGAGGACAGACAGACACUUCUGAGGAUAGUUGAUGAGCACCCUGAGUAUACAGCCUCAAAAAUCACCUCAGAGCUGAAUAGCCAACUCUCUCACACCGUGUCAGUAAAAACGAUACGCCGAGAGCUCCACAAAGCCGGUGUUUUUAGAGGAGCAGCCAGUCGGAAAACGGAGGCCGACGCACAGAAGCCAGAUGGAAAGAAUACUAAACCUGGAACUGAAAAAGAGAUUGACACUCAAAAAACUUGUGAAGAGAGCACAAGACCUGAAAGGCAAACCAAGGACAAAGAGUGGGGCACAGAAAAGACGGUGCAAAACAUACCUGUAUCUGAACCUCAUGUGAAAGAGUACUACACAGGAGAGAGGAUCCAACCUGAAUCCAACGUUGGUGAGGAAGAGUACAGCACAAAAAAGCUGCGUGAAGAGAGCAGGGGACCUGAACCUCAGGCCGGUGUAACAGAAUAGUGCGUUGUAUUUCUGCCUUUCUAAGAUGUCCUCAUUGUUCAUGUUAAGGGAACAUCAUCCCUUAUUUUGACCACCGUGACACUGGGUUUGGAAUUAUGUUUCAGUUUCUAGGUUUUAGUAUUUAUUUUUUCAUGCAAAAUUCGGACUCCUCCCAUGCUUUAUUCAUAUUCCUUUGUAACAAGUGAAUGGUAAAUUUGAAUGUAUAAUGUAGAGGGAAGUAUUCAGUACUAAAAAACACAAGUAUUACAAUAUUUGAGUGUUUUGGUUCAUACCGCUGCUGUAUUCUGUUGCUUUUUACUGCUGUAUCUGGGCAUGAUUGUUGUUACAUUAAAAGUUUUUGUGGUUGAAUCGUCAGAAUUGCAUUAUGUUUUAUAUGAUCAUUUGUUUGUAAUGGUCAUGUCCAGUGAGAAUCUAGAAAAUGUUGCCAUUGGCUCGUUUUUCCUCAGUUAAUUAAAUCCAAGAUGUAGAAGAAUUUCUCAAUCCAUAUAGGACAACCUGAUCCUUCAAUUUUCAGAACUAAGUCAAAGGAAAUUUGGAGAUACAGUUUUCAAUAGACAGUAAGGAAAACUGUCAUCUGAGAUAUUUACUAAAAAUAAAUAUUUUAAGUGUGGA
Molecule: messenger RNA, 1553 nt
Organism: Pungitius pungitius (ninespine stickleback)
Lineage: Eukaryota; Metazoa; Chordata; Actinopteri; Perciformes; Gasterosteidae
Exons: 2
Coding region: 288-941 (217 amino acids)
Source: RefSeq, a predicted model, not a curated record